AUGGCUGCUUCAAUUGGAUAUAUUUUAGAGACAUCCUGGCAAGAAGUUGUAUUAGGGAGAUCUACAGCAAAUGAAGCUAAUACCCCUUCAGAACAAUUGCUACCAGUAAAAGAGGCCACUUUGCUAGAGUUUGGCUGGAAAAGUGCUUUUAAGGACAUAUCACUGCCCAUGGCACAUUGCAUAAUAACAGCAAUUGAAGAGUUUUCCACAAAAGUUCUCCAGCAGGAACAGAAUGAAAGGUCUUCAGCUAUAAGCUAUACCAUAAGCCUUGCAGACGUCCAGCAAGUUUGGCACGGCAGCCACCUGAUUCCUGAAGAGGACCAACCGAAGAAAAUUGCAAAGUUUUGUUCUGACAUCAUGGAAAAACUUGACACAAUGCUUCCACUGGCUCUGGCAUGCAGAGAUGAUUCUUUUCAGGAAAUUAGAGCAAACUUUGUGGAGGCCUGUUGUAAAGUGGCAACAGCUGUCCUGGAAAGACUGCAAGAGAGAGGCACGGAGGUUCCUUCCAAAGCACCCUUGAGAAACUUGCACACGCUGCUCUCCACAGCUGUGUAUGUCUUCCUGCACUUGACACAAUAUGAUAAUCUGAUGAAAGAAACAACUAAGAAACCCAUAUUCCUGGUGCCUGUCCAACGAUAUCAGGAAUUCAUCAACACUCUACAGUUUCAAGUUACGGACUACUGCGUCAGAGUUUGUGCUACAAGCAUUUUACAGGAUGCUGAGAGCCACCACUGGGAUGACUACAAAGCUUUUUAUGAGGGGGAAAGAUGCUCCUUCUCACUCCAGAUGUGGCAUUAUUUCUGCUGGUCUCUUCAUCACGAUCUCUGGACCAUUCUGCCUCCUAAAUUAGCCCAGGAGAUUCUUGCAGAAGUACUUGAGAAGUCUUUGGGUCUUCUGGCCUCCAGAUAUGCUCGGGCCCAUCCCACUUAUAAGAGAACUCCACAGAUAAGACUUGAUAUCACAACAAUUUUAAUAUGUACUGAGAACAUGUUAUGGUCAGUCUGUCCAUCUGUACAGAGUCUUUUGAACCCUCAUGAAUAUAGAGAUGACAAAAUUUUUAAAAUCCACGCCCAUUGUAACAAUCUGCUUACAACACUGGUUAUUUUGACUUCACCACUAAGAGAAUUGCAUGAGACAUUUCAGCACGGCCUAGAUAAUUCUUCUUCAGAUUCCCUAAAAUCGUUUUUAAAUCAACCAUUACAUUGGUUCUCUGGCAUAGCACAUUUCUACCCCUCUUUGCUCAGGAGUCCAUCGACCGCAAGACUGACAACCGAGGGUCAAUUGAAAUUGCUCUUAUCCCAGCCAUGUUGUAACUGGAACCUGCUUCUGGCAACCUUGCUCCAUCACGAUGGUCUCUUACUGAGAAUCUUGCUGAAGAACUCAAAUCAUACUUUUGAAGAACAAGUUUCUGACACACAUCAGAAUGUGAAUGAAGGAUCCAGCUUGCAAGAAUCCAUCUUUAAGGUGCUAUACCACUGUAAUUUAUCUCCACAAAUGUUUGGAAAUGUUCUUGUGAACUACUUGGAAGAAGAACAACUAUGGGACUUUCUAUAUAACAUUCCAGCUUUCAUGGCAAGAGAAAACUCUGGGACCAAUUCUUUAUGA
This is a messenger RNA of Elephantulus edwardii (Cape elephant shrew), 1605 nucleotides long. Its product is annotated as KIAA0825 ortholog. The record is from RefSeq and is a predicted model, not a curated record. The transcript has 11 exons. NCBI's taxonomy places the organism in Eukaryota, Metazoa, Chordata, Mammalia, Macroscelidea, Macroscelididae. The coding region runs from base 1 to 1605 and encodes 534 amino acids.